AUGGAGCAGAUCAAGACGAAGAAAUCAGACAGAUCUUGGAGAGAUACCGUUGUAUACUCACCGAAUUUUUCUGGAAUAUUCCAGAACUCCAAAAGAAUAGAGGAGGAAGAAGUCGAUUCUGAUGAAGAAAACGAGAUGGAAGAAGAUGAAAUUCCUACAAUCAAUGUUCCUGCAGAAAUUAAAGAAAAGAUUAGAAAACCUUGGAGGAAAGCUUUAAUCCUAAAGCUGCUGGGCAGAUCGGGUCCGUGGAAGAUAAUGGAUCAUUACCUAACGGUCCAAAAAUGGCGUCCAAAUUUUUUAGCCAACAGUGCUAGCAUUUCGUCUACUGCUAUUUGGGUUCACAUUCUGAAUCUCCCAAUGGAAUACUUCGAUAAGGAUAUAUUGGUUAACAUCGGCAAAAUGAUAGGCACUCCAAUAAAGAUCGACUAUAGAACAGCUUGGUCAAUAAGAGGAAAAUUUGCUAGAAUAUGUGUGGAGGUCGACUUAAGCAAACCAUUACUUUCCAAGAUCUGUAUUGCUAGCACUAUCGGUGUUCAUUUGAUCUGA
This is a messenger RNA of Hibiscus syriacus, 546 nucleotides long. RefSeq lists its product as uncharacterized. Lineage: Eukaryota; Viridiplantae; Streptophyta; Magnoliopsida; Malvales; Malvaceae. The record is from RefSeq and is a predicted model, not a curated record. Bases 1 to 546 code for a protein of 181 amino acids. The transcript is spliced from 2 exons.